UCCACUGUUCCUAGAGGAUCAGGAAGACACUGAUACUAUCCACCUGAGAACAGUGGGCAGUUUUCCAAAUCAGUUCAGAAGAACAUGGAGGAGAAUGCAGUUAGCCCUGAUGUUCAGCACCAACAUUGUCGGAAUUACUGCCCUCCAAGCACUUGUUGCCAAAUGUACCUUCUGUGCAAUGAGAGGCCGAAGCAGGAGCAGCACACAAGGACUCAGAAGGUGAAUUUCAGGACUGUUCUUCCACCAGAUAUGGAGAAUGGGCUGGAUCCGAGUUCCCAGGCAGUGGCUCCAGCUGGAGAGUUCAUCUUGAGUCCGGCAGAGGAGAAGAAGCAGGACAAACAGCAGGACUUGAGAGGAUUUGCAGAAACGGUCCCAAAUUUCCUAGAAGCUGACAAAGCUUCAGCAACGAUCAAGCCAAAAGCCUUUGGAAAUGGAAUUCAGUUGGGGGGAGGGAGCACUACUCCUUUAAAAGGUGAUGGAAUAAUGCUGGAAAUGCAGACUCAAACACCUGUGCUUUUUCAAGGAAGGAAAACAGCUGCUCUGCUGGAUGCGGGGCUGUUCACCUUGGAGGAAGUAGCUGUGCAUUUCACCGAGGAAGAGUGGGUCCUGCUGGGUCCUGCCCAGAAAGCUCUGCACAGGGAAGUCAUGGAGGAGAUCAGUGGGAUUGUGGCCUCUCUAAAAGGCACUGAAAGAAGAACCAAGGAUAAAAAAGAACCACAUGUUUAUCAGAGAUUUCACUUAAGGAAAAAGGCACACAAGUGUUUAGUAUGUGGAAACAGUUUCAGCCAGAGGGCAGAACUAAACAGACAUCAAAUAACUCACACAGGGGAGCGACCGUAUAAAUGCUUGGAUUGCGGAAAAUGCUUCAAUCGGAAGGGAAACCUAGCUAUGCAUCAAAAGAUUCACAGAGGGGAGAGACCUUACAAAUGUUCGGAAUGUGGAAAAGGCUUCAGUUCAAAUUCCAACUUAGGUAUCCAUCAAAGAAUUCACACAGGGGAGCGGCCAUAUAAAUGCUUGGAGUGUGGAAAGUGCUUCAGCUCCAAGACCCACCUAAAUACCCAUCAAAGAACACAUACAGGGGAGCGGCCAUAUAAGUGUUUGGAAUGUGGAAAGUGCUUCAGUUCCAACUCACAUUUAGGGAUCCAUCAACGAAGUCACACAGGAGAGAGACCGUAUAAAUGCGUGGAAUGUGGGAAAGGCUUCAGUUCCAACUCACACCUAGGCAGGCACGAAAGAACUCACACACAGGAUGGACCACACGAAUGCUCAGAAUGUGGGAAAUACUUCACUUCAAAGCCACACCUAAGUAGGCAUCAAAGAGCUCACGUCAGAGGGGCGCCGCAUGCCUGCCUAGAGUGUGGGAAAAGCUUCCUUUGCAAUUCCGCCCUCAUGGUGCAUAAAAGGAAUCACACAGGGGAAAAACCCUACAAAUGCUUAGAGUGCGGGAAGUGCUUCAUUUGUAAUACCCAACUCAGCAUACAUGAACGAAUUCACACAGGGGAGAGACCCUACAAAUGUCUGGAGUGUGGAAAGUCCUUUAGUUCAAAGGCGAACCUCAACACACACGAAAGGACUCACACAGGAGAGAGACCCUAUAAGUGCUUGGAGUGUGGAAAGUCCUUCAGUUCUAACACGCACCUCAGAAGACAUCAGAGAACUCACACUGGGGAGAGACCUUACCAGUGCUCAGAAUGCGGAAUGCGAUUCAAUGUGAGCAGCUCCCUGACUUCUCAUUACAGGAUCCACACGGGGGAGAAACCCUACGAAUGCUUAGCGUGCGGGAAAUGCUUUGCUCACAGUUCUGACCUGAUCACCCAUAAAAAAAUUCACACAGGAGAGAAGCCACAUAAGUGCUUGGAAUGUGGAAAGGGCUUCAUUACUGGAACAAAUCUUAGCAUACAUAAAAGAACUCACACAGGAGAGAGACCAUUUAAAUGCUUGGAGUGUGGAAAACGCUUCAUCACAAAGGCAAAUCUUAGCACCCAUAAAAGAAUCCACACAGGGGAAAGACCGUUCGAAUGCUUGGAGUGUGGAAAGAGUUUUAGUCAGAGGAUAAAUCUCAUUUCUCAUCAGAAAACUCACGCAGGGGAAAAUGUGCAUGCUAGGAGUACAGAAAAGGCUCCUGAGUCAGGUAUUGGCUUUUUUCUCGUGGGGACGGCCGCUCUUACUCCUGUCGCUGCCUCGGUGCCUCCGCGGGGACCCGGUGGGCGCCCUCCUGGCAGCGGGUCUGGGCGGCGGGUGGAGUCCCGGGAGGCGGAGGAGAGGCCGGGAGAGGCGGAGGGAGCUCCCUGGGAUGACCCCCCGCUUCCGGACCCUCCCCAGCCGCCACCCCCGGGGACCCUCCGGGUUCCCCCGCCUUUCUUCCCGGGGCUUCUCCAGGCGCUGAUGGAGCCCUGCAGGUUUGCCAAAAGAGGGAGAAUCCCCAACAUUUUUCUCAGAAGCUUCCUCGGAGAGGCAUCAGCCAUGGACCAACAAAACUUAGCAGGCCAUCGAGUAGGACAACAUCUUGACCCCAUCCAGGCUGGAAGCAGCAGGGAAUUCUCAGAAAGUGGAGUUCAGACGUGCACAGAGAGGAUUGGCACAGAUGUACAGCAGUGCUUCCAAGAUGGCUUCCUUCAAAGUUUCUGCAACCGAACCUGCACUCUGGAUCAUCAGGAACAGAAGCCAGAGCAAUACACAAAUACAUCGAUCCAGGACGUGGAGCUUCUGGAGUCAUUCCUGAAUGUCUUUCCACCACCAAUGCAGAGCUGGGAAAAGGAAGGAGUUACAGAAGCAGGCCCUGAAUUCUGUGAAGCACAGAAAGAUUCAACUGACGACAGGGUGAGGUUUUUGCAGGAGGAAGGAGGAGGCUCUGUUUCACUAGGGGAUGGAGUGAUUUUGGAAAGACAGCUUCAGCCUCCUGAUCUUUUUGAUGGAGGAAAAAUUGCUGCUGUUCAGUGGGAUCAGAGGCUGUUCACCUUGGAGGAGGUGGCUGUGCAUUUCUCCGAGGAGGAGUGGGCGCUGCUGGAGCCUGACCAGAAAGCUCUGCACAGGGAGGUCAUGGAGGAGAUCAGCGGGGUUUUGGCCUCCCUUGGUGAUGAGUGGAAAAUCAUGGGUAAAAGAAAACCAAGUUCAAACCAAAGAUUUCACACAGAAGGGAAGCCAUAUAAGUGCUUGGAGUGUGGAAAGGGCUUCAUGACGAAGAUGAAUCUUAGCACACAUAAAACAACUCACACAGCUGACAACCUGUAUAAAUGCUUGGAGUGUGGAAAGUGUUUCACCCAAAGUGCACAACUAAGUAGGCAUCAAAACACUCACACGUGGGAAAAACCAUAUAAAUGCCUGGAAUGUGCAAAAAGCUUCAUUUGGAAGACAAACUUAGAGAGGCACCAGAGGACUCACACGGGGGAGAAGCCCUUUAAAUGCUUGGAAUGUGGGAAAAGGUUCAUUGAGAGUUCAGCCCUGAUUACACAUCAAAUCAUUCAUAUGGAGGAGAAGCCGUACAAAUGCUUGGAAUGUGGAAAGUGCUUCACUUCAAAUACACACCUGAGUGUGCAUCAGAGAACUCAUACAGGGGAGAAACCAUAUACAUGUUUGGAGUGUGGAAAGAGCUUCAGUGAGAGCAGUAAUCUCACUUCCCACCGCAGAACACAUACUGGGGAGAAACCCUCCAAAUGCCUGGAAUGCGGAAAGUGCUUCAGUUCAAAGAGACAUCUAAGCGUCCAUCAAAGAACUCACACAGGCGAGAAACCCUAUAAAUGUCUGAAGUGUGGAAAGAGUUUCAGCGUGAGCAGUAAUCUUGCUUCCCAUCACCGAAUUCAUACUGGUGAGAAACCCUAUGAAUGUGCAGAGUGCGGAAAAUGCUUUGCUCGCAGUUCUGAUCUUAUUAAACAUAAAAAAAUUCACACGGGGGAGAAGCCACAUAAAUGCUCCGAGUGUGAAAAAUGUUUCACUUGCAGCUCUGACCUCAUGAAGCACAAAAAAAUUCACACCGGGGAGAAGCCACAUAAAUGCCCUGAAUGUGGAAUAGCCUUUGCUCGCAGUUCUGACCUGAUAAAGCAUAAAAAAAUUCACACGGGAGAGAAGCCGCAUAAAUGUUUGGAAUGUGGAAAGGGCUUCAUCACGAGGACCAAACUCAGCCUGCACAAAAGAAACCACACGGGGGAGAGACCAUUUCCAUGUCUGGAGUGUGGAAAGUGUUUUAUUCAAGUAGCCCAGCUAAACAGGCACCAAAGAACUCACACAGGAGAGAGACCGUAUAAAUGUUUAGAAUGUGGGCAAAGUUUCACACAGAGUUCUUCUCUUACUACACACCAGAUAACGCACACAGGGGAGAAACCGUAUAAAUGCUUGGAAUGUGAAAAGUGCUUCAGCUCGAGCACCCACUUACGUAGGCACGAAAGAACGCACACGGGGGAGAGGCCACAUCAGUGCUCGGAAUGUGGAAAGUGCUACAGCGAGCGUGCGGAACUAAGUCGACAUCAGAGAACUCACACCGGGAAGAAGCCGUAUAAAUGCUUGGAAUGCGGGAAAAGCUUCACGCAGAGUUCUUCUCUUAUUACCCAUCAAAUCACUCACACAGGAGAGAAGCCCUAUAAGUGUUUGGAAUGUGGAAAGUCCUUCAAUUCAAACACACACUUGCGCAGGCAUCAGAGAACACAUACAGGGGAGAGACCCUAUAAAUGCGCAGAAUGUGGAAAGUGCUUCACUUCCAAUGCACACCUCUGCCGCCAUGAGAGAACUCACACAAGGGAGAGGCCAUACAAGUGCUUGAAAUGCGGGAAGAGUUUCAAUGUGAGCAGCAACCUCACUUCUCAUCAGAGGAUUCACACAGGGGAGCGGCGCUACAAAUGUUCAGAGUGUGGGAAGUGCUUCCUCCGCAGCUCUCACCUUAUCAUACACGAAAGAAUUCACCGGGGAGAGAAGCCGUAUAAAUGCUUGGAGUGUGGAAAGUGCUUCAUCACGAAGAUAAACCUUAGCACCCAUGAAAAAAAUCACACGGGGGAGAAAUCUUACAAAUGCCUUGAGUGUGGAAAGUGUUUCAACUGGAAUGCGCACCUCAGUACCCACCAAAGAACUCACACAGGGGAGAGGCCUUACAAAUGCUUGGUGUGCGGAAAGAGUUUCAGCGUGAGCAGUUCUCUUGUGACCCACCACAGGAUUCACACAGGGGAGAAGCCUUACAAAUGUUUGGAAUGUGGCAAGUGCUUCAGUUCAAACACACACCUUCGCAGGCAUGAAAGAACUCACAUAAAAGAGAGGCCUAGUGCAUGCUGAGAGUGGGGAAAGAGGAUAAAGGAUAACAAUCAGGAAUCACUAAAUCCCUACCAGGGAUAUAGAAAAGGCUUCCCACUCAGAUGGCAACUUUAAAGCUGACAAAACUGCACAUUGUGGCAUUGCAUAAAAAAAAUCAAAUCUCUUUCAGAUUGAGCUCAGCUCCUGGUGGCUUCAUGGAUGCAUCUGUAUUGUUUUCUUGACAGCAUUGUAGAAGUGUUUGUCAUUGCUUUCUCCAGAAAGCUUUUUUUU
Candoia aspera is the source of this 5505-nucleotide messenger RNA. Its product is annotated as zinc finger protein 91-like. The coding region runs from base 85 to 5256 and encodes 1723 amino acids. The transcript has 11 exons. Gene Ontology annotation, biological process: regulation of DNA-templated transcription. Lineage: Eukaryota; Metazoa; Chordata; Lepidosauria; Squamata; Candoiidae. The record is from RefSeq and is a predicted model, not a curated record.